Gigantopelta aegis is the source of this 1875-nucleotide messenger RNA. Its product is annotated as leptin receptor overlapping transcript-like 1. The record is from RefSeq and is a predicted model, not a curated record. Lineage: Eukaryota; Metazoa; Mollusca; Gastropoda; Neomphalida; Peltospiridae. Gene Ontology annotation, cellular component: endosome. The transcript has 4 exons. Gene Ontology annotation, biological process: late endosome to vacuole transport via multivesicular body sorting pathway. Bases 1 to 399 code for a protein of 132 amino acids.
AUGUGUUUCUUGCUGUCACUGUGUCAAUUGGUUGGGUUGGCAUUUGCUGCUGCUGUUGGUGUUACCUUUUUGGUUCUGGGAUGUGCUCUUCCGCAGUACAACAACUGGUGGCCCCUGUUUGUGUUGUUUUUCUAUGUGCUGUCACCAGUACCAACCACCAUUGGAAGAAGACUGGCAAACAGCUUUGAGUCUUCCAGUGCCUUAAUCGAAUUGUGUACAUUUUUCACAACUGGUAUUGUUGUGUCAGCGAUUGGACUUCCUAUAGUGCUGGCUCAUGUUAAUGUGAUCCAGUGGGGAGCAUGUGUUCUUGUGCUUGUAGGAAAUGUGGUUGUGUUUCUUACAAUACUGGGAUACUUCUAUGUGUUUAGCAAUGAUGACUUUGACUAUAACAUGUGGUGAGUUGAAUCAACAAAAUCCACAUUUCUAAAACGGUCAUCAAAUUGGUGCCAAUAUGGGUCUGUAUAUAUGAUGGAAAACACCUGUUACCGAUGCAGUUUACCGACAAAUGACUGCACCACAGUAAACCUGUUCGUUGGAACAGAAUAUACAUCUUCCAGCAGUGAUUGCUAGUAACAAAUGAUAUCUUACCUGUAGUGUUGCUAGUAACAGAUGCUAUUUUCUCUUUAGUGUUAAAACAAAGAGUACAAGUUAUAGUAACAAAGAGUUUUUAUCAGCAUGAGUAGUGAACAAGGUCUAGCUGAGGAUUUUUCAUCUUUGAUGGGUUUGUUCCUUCUGAUGCAGGGCGCGAACUUAAUGAUGACACCAAUGGCAAUUGCCGUGGUACAGGAGCACAUUUAUGCCACUAGAUAAAAAAAACUGCCAUCGUUAAAACUCCUCAAUGACAGCAAAAUGGAUAUAUCUGGUUUAAAUUAUAUGCCAGUAUUUAACAUUUGUACUUUUGAAAUACACAUGCAUGUCUACAUGCAACAAAAUAAUCUUUCAGUCAUAUUUAUUUGCUGCAAAAGUCACUUUAAAAAACCCAAAUCUGUUGGGAGGCUCCAAAAUUGCCGUCUGUGAACCAUUUCACCCACAGCAAUUUAUUUAAACGUUGCCGUGGGUGACAGCUUCUUAAGUUCGAACCCUAUGAUGGCUUUAUGUGUAUCCAGCUGGUGACUGGAGUACACUGGAUUCGUUAUGGCUGAUAAAUACAUGUAUAUACUGAAGACCAAAAGAAACUCAAAUCAGUGUUAUGACUUGUUUGUAAUUGUAAUAGGUUUACUCGAUUACAAAGGCUCAAUUCAGUGAAAUGAUAAACGGUAUAUCAACCUGUAAUUAUAAUGAAUCUCAAUAUUUUUUAAUUGCUUCUUAAAAAACCCAAAUUUAAUGUUACAGCUAUAAAUUAUAUUCAUGUUUCUUCUGGGGUUUUCAGUACAUGUAUAUGUCUGGAAUACAGCAGUGGUAGUAAUGAUAUGUGUUUUCCUGGUUUGUUUAUUGAUAAUGGAUAAGUUUGAUGCUUGCUGUUGUGAAUUGUCAUUGUCUAAUAAUGAUCCAGAUUUCUCCUGUGAUGCUGCAUCAGUGUUCGGCAAUUUGAACUGUUAAGACUAAGUAUAGAUGACUUAAGAGGAUUGGGGUAUAAGACAUUGCUUUUGGUGUGAAAUUUUUUUAAUUGUCCUAAUUUUUCAAUUGAUUAUUUUUUUUAGCAGCGAUGAGUGCUAAAACAUAAUGGGCCUUAAAAUAAUUAUGUUAAUUAUUUACCCAUAUGCUGGUCCCAUAUGGGUAUUCAUAUAUAUAUGCAAAUGUGCUGGGGGUUUUGUCAUUCGUAUAUAUAAUUAAACAAUUCUCACCUUGCCCCAAUCUAAUUAAAAUUAGAUCUACUGGUAUACCAGUAGAUCUAACAGCAAUGCGUGGACUCCCAUGUCCAGGUGACAUUUCAUC